Molecule: messenger RNA, 3556 nt
Organism: Cygnus olor (mute swan)
Lineage: Eukaryota; Metazoa; Chordata; Aves; Anseriformes; Anatidae
Gene: DENND6A
Product: DENN domain containing 6A
Exons: 20
Coding region: 38-1810 (590 amino acids)
Cellular component (GO): recycling endosome
Molecular function (GO): guanyl-nucleotide exchange factor activity
Source: RefSeq, a predicted model, not a curated record
GUGCUGCCGGGCCCGUCACGUGACGCGCGGCGGCGCCAUGGCGCUGCGGGAGCAGGGCCCGGGUAGCGGCGGCGCCGGGGAUGGCGGCGGCGGAGCCGGUGCCGGGGGCGGACAGGACGCGGAGCCGUGCCUGGCGCUGCUGCCCUGGGACCGCUUCUCGGCCUGGCUACACUGCGUGUGCGUCGUGGGCUUCGACCUGGAGCUGGGCCAGGCGGUGGAGGUAAUAUAUCCUCCACAUUCAAAACUCACAGAUAAAGAGAAAACCAGUAUUUGCUAUUUGUCAUUUCCAGAUUCCAACUCAGGUUGUCUUGGGGACACACAGUUUUGUUUUAGAUUUCGACGGUCUCCUGGAAGGAAAGUUUCAUUGUGUUGUUUUCUGGACCAAUUGGAUAGAGAUCUACCAGUUUACUUAAAGAAAGAUCCAGCAUAUUACUAUGGCUAUGUAUAUUUCAGACAAGUUCGAGACAAAUCAUUAAAAAGAGGCUAUUUCCAGAAGUCACUGGUCCUCAUCAGCAAGCUGCCAUAUGUCCAUCUCUUUCGCACUGUGCUUAAGCAAAUAGCACCAGAAUAUUUCGAAAAAAGUGAAGCUUUCCUGGAAGCAGUCUGUAGUGAUGUUGAUCGCUGGCCACCACCAAUUCCAGGGGAGAUACUACAUUUGCCUAUCAUGGGUAUUAUAAUGAAGCUGCGGAUUCCGACAUACCGUGACAAGCCUGGAACAACCCAAAUAGUACAGAACAUGCACCAGGCAAAUGCUCAGAUCUCUAUGGCCUUACCAACUGUUCAUGAAGUAGACCUUUUCAGGUGUUUCUGUCCAGUGUUCUUUCACAUCCAGAUGCUUUGGGAACUAGUACUGCUAGGAGAACCACUUGUUGUGAUGGCACCGUCACCAUCAGAAUCUUCAGAAACCGUGUUGGCACUUGUUAGUUGUAUUUCACCAUUAAAGUACUGCAGUGAUUUCAGGCCAUACUUUACCAUACAUGACAGUGAAUUCAAAGAAUAUACAACUCGCACACAAGCCCCACCAUCUGUCAUUCUAGGGGUGACGAAUCCUUUUUUUGCUAAAACACUCCAGCACUGGCCCCACAUUAUUCGGAUUGGAGAUAUUAAACUUCCAGGUGAUGUUCCAAAGCAGGUGAAAGUGAAAAAACUGAAGAACCUAAAAACUUUGGACUCCAAACCUGGUGUUUAUACCUCUUAUAAGCCAUACUUGAACAAAGAUGAAGAAAUUGUUAAACAGUUACAAAAGGGUGUGCAACAGAAACGUCCUACAGAAGCACAGAGUGUGAUUCUUCGGAGAUACUUUUUGGAAUUGACAGAAAGUUUCAUUAUUCCACUAGAACGUUAUGUGGCAAGCCUAAUGCCUUUGCAAAAAUGUAUAUCACCAUGGAAGAGUCCACCACAACUGAGGCAUUUUAGCCAAGAUGAAUUCAUGAAGACGCUAGAAAAAGCAGGACCACAGCUCACUUCUGGUUUAAAAGGAGAUUGGAUAGGACUUUACAGGCAUUUUUUGAAAUCACCAAAUUUUGAUGGCUGGUUUAGGAGCCGGCAGAAAGAAAUGACACAGAAGUUGGAGGCCCUUCAUUUAGAGGCACUCUGUAAUGAGAAUUUGGUUUUCUGGAGUCAGAAGCAUACUGAAGUAGAAACGGUGGAUCUUGUCUUAAAGUUAAAGAACAAACUGUUGCAGGCUGACAGAGAGCAUCUUCCUGUGAAAACUGACACACUGAAAAAGCUGCAGGCACACAUCCAUGACAUUAUACUAGCACUUCCAGAUGACUUGCAGGACAUCUUGCUCAAAACUGGCACAACGUGAUUUCUACUGGCCUUUUGUGUGUGUGUGUUUGUAUGUGUGCAGAAAAUGGAAGGUGAAUGUAGUGUCGUGGAAGACAGUGGCUUACAAAGUUCAGGACACAUAUCUAAAUAGUAGGUUAACACUACAAAUGGACUACACUACUAGUAUAGUCCACUGUAAUAUUUUCACUGUUUUUUCCCCACUUAAGUACCAAUGCAACUAAAGGAAUUCUUGUGUCUAAUAAUGUUUCAAAUAAGUGCUCUUAAAGAAGAAUCUGUGGGCAUCUGAAAUUAUACCACAGUAUAGGACCACAGUGCAGUGCUGGCAUUGCAGAAUGUUUUCUAAUUGGUGCUGCUAUACCCAGUCCUGUUAACUCAGGGGUAAGCAAUAUUGAUCCUGUACUGUCCUGUUGGUGUAGUAUCUGACGUUUGUUUGUUUGUUUUUUAAAAAAAACUUGGAUAACGUGACUUGGUCAGUAUGCAUCAUAUUUGAGGUAUUUUACUGGUAAACCAUCAACAGUUUACAAAACUGUUUCAGGGACAGCUGAAAUCAUCAGACUGGUUCUUAACUUCCUUCCUUUCACCUUCUUAACCUCUUUCCAAAGACCAUAUUGAUUUAGAGAAUCAUUAGAGAACAGAAGGCAGCUGACAGAAAUUUCCUGAAGAGAAGCCUUUUCUAUUCAAUAUCAGUUAAUUAGGGUGCUCUUAUUCACAUGCCUUAAAUAAAUAUAUACUAAUUUGUGGCUUUAAACUGCUGACAUUCAGGAUUUAAAGUGGAUCACCAGUGUAAAUGUAUUCAUCACAGUAACAGUAUUCAUCGCAGGAAGUAAGCAGUAGUGUUCUAAAACAGAAUUUAAAAUCAAUGACUUCAGUAGAGUUAGCUGAUACACAAUCUCUUUCGGUUGGAGAUCACAGCUUCUGUUUGAAAUUUUUAUAAAUAUAUUUUUUUAAUUAUUUUUGGUUUUGUUUUUACUUACACCAGUAGGGUCUUUGACGAGCUAACAGGGUGGGAGGAGAUGAUGUUGGCUUCAGCUGACAAAAGCCUACGGAGAGGUCAAACUGUGGCAAGAAAAGAUUGUAGCAGGAAAUUGUUCUUGGUAUAUGCAUAUAGCAGACGUGCAUAAAGAAUAAUUUCCUCUUGCAUACUAAGCAACAAGAACAUGAUGUUUUUCUUGAACAAGGUUCCGUGGUAUAUUAAAACUCAGCUGCUCCACAUGCAGUGUUGUACUUUGACCAAUUUCAAGUAGAAUAAACUUAAUGCUAUAGUGUACACACAGCAUAAACUUUUACAUAACAAGUGGAUCACAGUUAUCAAAAAAAUCUGCUUUUAAGUGCUUGGAUAGAAUUUUUUAAAACAUAUGACAUUGUAAUCCUGCUAUAAGAAAAUGCUUUUGUAUGAUAUUUCAUAUCAUCUUUCUAAAAAUGUCUUAUUUAGAUAAAGUGUCACAAUUGUAUUUUUAUGAAAAUGUGUAUUUUAAUACUGUUAUGGUUUGUAUACAAUUAUUCAUGACCAAAAGUUUAAUGUAUCUAUUAUGUUACUUAAACUACUUCACUUUAGCAUUACUUUCUAACUUGGAAUUUCUUUUGCACACCAUGAUGAAUAUAAUUUCUAAUCUAGAAAUUAGUAAGUGGCCAUUCUUAUACUAAAUUUAACUUGGAGCACUGUGUAGCUUCUCGGAACCAUAUAAGCUGGUAACAACUGAUAAAUAUUAUUACGUGACUGCAAAUAUGUAUUUUUGUAAAAGAAAAUAAACUUUUUUUUUUUUUG